Messenger RNA from Jaculus jaculus (lesser Egyptian jerboa), 3055 nucleotides. RefSeq names its product TGF-beta activated kinase 1 (MAP3K7) binding protein 1 (gene Tab1). Gene Ontology annotation, cellular component: cytosol. Gene Ontology annotation, biological process: protein dephosphorylation. The transcript has 11 exons. Gene Ontology annotation, molecular function: protein serine/threonine phosphatase activity. Lineage: Eukaryota; Metazoa; Chordata; Mammalia; Rodentia; Dipodidae. The coding region runs from base 71 to 1585 and encodes 504 amino acids. The record is from RefSeq and is a predicted model, not a curated record.
GUCGGUGCCGCUCUAGCCGCGCCUCUCGCUGCUCCGCCGGGAGGCCGGCGCGCCGCAGGGGUCCUCCAAGAUGGCGGCGCAGAGGAGGAGUCUGCUCCAGAGUGAGCAGCAGCCAAGCUGGACGGAUGAUCUGCCACUCUGCCACCUCUCUGGGGUUGGCUCAGCGUCUAACCGAAGCUACUCUGCUGACGGCAAGGGCACCGAGUGCCACCCUCCAGAGGACAACUGGCUCAAGUUCAGAAGUGAGAACAACUGCUUCCUGUACGGGGUCUUCAAUGGCUACGAUGGCAAUCGGGUGACCAACUUUGUGGCCCAGAGGUUGUCUGCAGAGCUCCUGCUGGGCCAGCUCAACGCUGAGCACACCGAGGCCGACGUGCGGCGUGUGUUGCUGCAGGCCUUCGAUGUGGUGGAGAGGAGCUUUCUGGAGUCCAUCGAUGAUGCCUUGGCUGAGAAGGCGAGCCUCCAGUCCCAGUUGCCUGAGGGUGUCCCCCAGCACCAGCUGCCGCCUCAGUAUCAGAAGAUCCUUGAGAGACUCAAGACACUGGAGAGGGAGAUCUCGGGAGGUGCCAUGGCCGUUGUGGCAGUCCUUCUCAACAAUAAGCUCUAUGUCGCCAACGUUGGUACAAACCGGGCACUUCUGUGCAAAGCUACAGUGGAUGGGUUGCAGGUGACCCAGCUGACCAUGGACCACACCACGGAGAACGAGGAUGAGCUCUUCCGCCUUUCACAGCUCGGUUUGGAUGCAGGAAAGAUCAAGCAGGUGGGCAUCAUCUGUGGGCAGGAGAGCACCAGGCGCAUUGGAGAUUACAAGGUCAAAUACGGCUACACUGAUAUUGACCUGCUCAGUGCUGCCAAGUCCAAACCCAUCAUCGCAGAGCCAGAAAUCCAUGGUGCACAGCCUCUGGAUGGUGUGACGGGCUUCCUGGUACUGAUGUCCGAGGGAUUGUACAAGGCUCUGGAGGCAGCCCACGGGCCUGGGCAGGCCAACCAGGAGAUCGCUGCAAUGAUUGACACGGAGUUUGCCAAGCAGACCUCCCUAGAUGCAGUGGCUCAGGCUGUGGUGGACCGUGUGAAGCGCAUCCAUGGUGACACCUUUGCCAGUGGUGGUGAGCGUGCCAAGUUCUGCCCACGGCAUGAGGACAUGACCCUGCUGGUGAGGAACUUUGGCUACCCACUGGGUGAGAUGAGCCAGUCCACGCCAACCCCUGCCCCAGCUGCAGGAGGCCGAGUGUACCCCGUGUCUGUCCCCUACUCAAGCGCCCAGAGCACCAGCAAGACCAGUGUGACUCUCUCCCUUGUCAUGCCCUCCCAGGGCCAGAUGGUCAACGGUGCCCACAGUUCUUCUACCCUGGAUGAAGCCACCCCCACCCUCACCAACCAAAGCCCCACCCUGACCCUGCAGUCCACCAACACACACACACAGAGCAGCAGCUCCAGCUCCGAUGGGGGCCUCUUCCGCUCGCGACCCGCACACUCGCUCCCACCUGGUGAGGACGGCCGCGUGGAGCCCUACGUGGACUUUGCCGAGUUUUACCGCCUCUGGAGUGUGGACCACGGCGAGCAGAGCGUGAUGACGGCACCGUAGCCUGGCCUCGGGACGCAGCCUAGGCAGGACCUUGCAUAGGGACAGGCCCAGCACUGAGGCAGAACAGGGUUUAAGGCUUCCUGACCCUUGCCUAUGCCGUGGGACCAAGUGGGCUCCUUUCAUCAGCCUGCACCAGACUCUGUCCCGAGAGCAUGAGUGCAGACUACCUCACUUGUCUGCAUAGGAGACUGAAGGCCAGGCUACUGGACCCUCAGCCAGGGCCACGCGUGGAAACUGCAGCUGGCCUGCAAGCCAUCUUGUGGACUCCCAAGUGCCACAGGCCCAACAACAGACUCUGCCCUCUCAAAGCCACAGCCUCCCCUUGGAAGAGCCGCAGCAGGUGCCCCUCGCCUCUGCAUGGUAGUCCCCCUCCAGCCUUUUAGCCUGAGCCCCUCAGCCCACAGCGAAACCCCGCUGUAGUGUGUACCCGUUCCCUGGUUGUCAUUGGCAAUACGGGAAGGCCAGGGAAACACUGGCAUCCCGGGAUGGCCACAGGGGAGUGGCACGGGGAGAACGAACCAGAGGAAACUUAGCUGUGAAAGUAGAUGCAGCUGAGCUCCCCUGGAAGUGCAGGGGUGGGGCUGGGCUGCUGAGCCGGCUUUCCCAGGGGACACACGAGGUGUGCCUGGGUGCACCAGUGGCUGCAGUCGCUGCUUUUACUAGACCCUGCCUAGAAGUAGGAGAGCCCCAGUCCGAUGACCAGGUUCCUCCUGCUCCUGCUGGAGAGACCACAGCGCAGAGCGGUGUGGGGACAGCUGCUCUGCUCUGGUUUCAGCCGGUGAGCGGCUGAGGCCUGUCGGAAGGUGGAAGGUGGCUGUGGCGGGACGACGCUCUCGGCUGGGAGCUUUAGGAAUACACUCGAUGUUUACAGACAAAGGGAAGGGAAGGGCUGGGCCACCGUGCCCCGAGUUAGAGCAGGUCACCUGCGUUCUUUGCCUUCAGUGGGGAUCGGAGCCCCAGGGCUGCCCGCAACAUGCCCUCUCCCGUGCCCAGAAGAGCAUGCAGAUGCAGACCCAGGGAGCACUCCUUGCCCAAGUGCUGCCUUCAUCGCUCCUGGCGCCCGUGAUCAUACCAUGACCUUUGUGUAUCCGUGGUUCUAAGAUUCUACCACUCCCUCCCUAGCUCCCCCUUCACAGGGUCCUCCCCCGGGCAGUGCCCGGUGUGUCUCCUGUCUGCAAAGGCCAGCAGCACUCCAGAGCCCCUGCUCGCUCACUGUGUGGCCACCUGUGCAGUGCCAGGGAGAGGCUGGACUUCCUGGGGAUGCAAGGUGAAAGGGGGAAAAGUCCAUCUCUCUGGCAGUGCCCAGCUGCCCCUGCCAGGAAACCACCCCUAUCCUGCAGGUGAGUGCAUUUCAGCUGGCUCACAAAGGCUUAGGGACAAAGGCCAUUCUCUCCCAGGAAUGUGGUGCUAUUUGGUUUCUAGAAAUAGAACUAUGUUCUUACUGCAGUAAAGUAACUCAUGGCGGUCUUA